GUUUUCGUGUUUUUUUUUUGUUGUUUUUUUUUUUUUUUUUUUUUUUUUUUUUUGCUUCAAAUCGCCAUCACCAUAUAAUGAACAUUGAAAUUUUCAUUUCGACGAUUUUGUGCUGUGUUCUGUUUUUAACUCUUUUACAUGAGACUUACGAGGAACCAUCUGAACUGGUACGUAAAUAGAAACAUUCACCUUGUCUAGGUUCAGACAAUGAUGGAAUAACAAUAGAAACAUUCGUCUUGCCUAGGUUCAGUCAGUGACACUCUGUUUUUCCCUAUAAUAGCUUUAAAACUUCAUUGUUAUUUCGGAUUUCAAACAUUUCGAUUGAGCAUCACUGAAGAGAUAUUAUUUGUCGAAAUGCAUCAAAAUUGGUACCGUAUAAGUUUUACAUUGUACGCAGACAUAGAACCAUGAUGUUUUAAAUGUGUAUCACAUGUGUAAGUAUUACUGAGCAAGAUAUUUCCUGAAAUUCCUCAUUCUUCCUCAAUAAUACAUUUUUUCUAUAUUUGUACUUUUCUACUUAACAUGCCUCACACAUGUACAUACACUGCUAUCAUAAUGAUUAGAUAAUAACAGCGGAUAUUGAAUGUUAAAUUUCCUGAAAUUAAUUUUCCUCCUCGAUCUGUUUUAUAUUUUUUUAUUUGCUUCAAAAUCGUCAUUAUCAUAUAAUGAACAUGGACAUUUUCAUUCGGACGAUUUUGUGCUGUCUUCAAUUUUUAACUGUUUUACAUGAGACUUACGAAGAACCAUCUGAACUGAAUUACGGAUAUACAUUCAAUGUGACUUCAGUUACCGAAUGUCCAUUGAACAAAGAAGAAUGGGAUGCUGCCUCGGACAGACUGAAUUGUACCGAAACGCAAGGCUACCACUGUGUUCCAGAUAAAUAUAUGACGUCACUUGUAGAGUUCUGCUACACACUGGGAAAGAAAUUUCCAUUUCAUGAAGGAAAUUGUCUUGAGCUUGCGUCGGAUGGAAUACUUAAUCAUUUUCCUUGUGCUAAAACCUUUUCUUGUGGAUGUCCCGAUAGUUUUUACUUCAGUAACGAGAUAUACAAAUAUCCCAAGUGCCUUCAAAUUAAUGCCCAGCUAGGAUGUUUCGACUCCGACAUUCAGUGCAUGAUCACAAAAGCUCUUAACCAAAAUACAAAUCUUACUAAAGAAGCGGAAGUUUUCAAUUUCUCCACGAAUUGUCAGGAUACCAACAUUCAACUUAUUGUGACAAGACUCUCCAACGAAACAACAUCUGUAAACAACACCUAUAACCACACUCAGUAUCAGACCACCUAUAAAACUACCCAGUAUGAGAGAGAAAGCAGUGGGAAAACCUAUGUGGAGCUCAUCGUAAUCCUAGCACUAUUCCUCAUCGUACUUAUGGUCCUGGUUUGGUGGGUUUACAAGAGACAUCAGAAAAUAAAGAAGACCACGGGACAGAGUCACCAAUUAGGUACAUGUACUACUUUUGAGGCUGCUGAAUUCUCAUCACAAGAAAAUUCACCCCAUUUGCUUAGAGAAGAAGAUACAAAGUUCUUGUGCCUGAUAGAUGUUUGCAGAGAAGGAAGAGAGAGCGAGUUUCAUUCUAGGACACAUCCACACUCGUUCAAUGAAGAUUUGCUCAACAAAACAGAUGCCAUGGGAUGGACUCUCCUUCAUCAUGCAGCGUACGGGGGAAAGUUAAGAAUGUUUCAACAUCUAAUGAGCUAUAGAAUCAUAGACUUGCGUGCAACCGACAUCAUAGGUAGGACAGUGCUUCACAUAUCUGCCGCUGUUAAAAAGGGGGAGGAAAAUGGGGGAAUAUUUGAGGCAAUCGUAGAAAAAGACAAAGGCCUUUUAGAGGUAGAGGAUAAAAACGGAUUGAUGCCAUUUUGUUAUGCAGCGCUUGCUGGAAAUAAAUCAAUUCUGGAGAAGAUAUCUAAUUAUGGCUUUGAUAUAAGAAAGCAAACAAAAUACGGAGAAACUGUUGCACAUUUAGCAUGUAUAGGAAACAGUUCGGAUGUUCUCCAGAUGUUAUCUAAAAUGGAUGAGAAAGGUAACCAAGAGUCUUUACAAAAUACAAAAGACCAGCAGAAGAUAAUAUCAACAAAGAACAAGAUGGAUUGGAAUCCAUUACAAUAUGCCGCAAAGAAUGGAAACAAAAACAUUUUGCAGUUUCUAGAUGAAGAAAAGGUUUGUGUUUUCUAUCCAACGGAGGAUUUGAAAUAUUCCUUUCAUACAGCAUGCGAAAAUGGAAAUCUAGAAGCUUGCAAAUACAUAGCAGGCAAAAGUAAAGAAAGCAUCUAUGCGCGUGAUAAGUCAGGGAGGCAUGCUGGUCAUUUUGCAGCUAAAAGUGGGAAUGUUGAAAUAUUGAAAUAUCUUGAAACUCAAGGCCUGAAUGCUGAUGGAGCGUCAUCCCAGAACAUUAAUAUUCUUCACAUAGCUUGUCGUCACGGGAGACUUGCCAUGUGCGAAUAUAUAGCAGAAAGAUAUCCAGAAUUAGUUACACAAGAAAGUAAAAAAGGAUGGAACCCAGCCCUAUUUCUUGGUGAAAGAGGGGGAGCAGAGGAAGAAAGAAUAGAAAUUUUAAGACAUUUAGUGACAAAACACAAUUUAUUCGUAUAUCAUGUGUCCAGAGCCGGAAAGUCCAUUCUGUACAACGCCUGUGUUAAUAGAUCCUACACACUAUGUGAGCAUCUUUUACAAACUUAUCCAGGUCUUUUAACAAUCGAAAGAUCAAUGGAUCCAAAAAGAGCAGCCAAGGAUAAAAAGAUCAAUGAACUGAUCAACAGACAUUCAUAAAUUUUCUCCAAAACUUCUGGUUAGCAGUUUGGUAGUGUUUACAAUAGAUGUUGUCUGAUGAGGAUAAAUAUAAAAAUGCAUUUGUCCUUUCAUUGGUGUUUUGCAGUAUCUUCCACGGUCACCUAUGGCCAGUUUGUGCUUGUCCAAAUAACAAAUUUUUGGGUUGGUUUUAAUUUCCCAUUAUUGCUGACAUGCAUUGAAGUAAUCUUGAUAUCUGCAUUUGUAACUGGAUUAUGUUCAUGGUGUUCCUUGUUCUACGUACUAUUCUCAUGAUCUCAUUUUAUUCAUAAUUUAUCUACAUCAUCUAAAACAGUCAUUUUUCGCUGUCUGGUGAAAUGAUUUGGCUUAUUUCAUUCACACUCAUUGCGUUUUAAGUACAACUCUGAGCAAGCUCAAAGCAUACUCGAAAUACCUUGACCAUGUACUCCAUUUGAGUAUGAGAAUAAUAUUGUAAAAGUCUUAAAAACCUUCACUUGUGAGUAUGAUUUAGCGCACAGACUUUGAGAUUGAGUAUGAAAACGUGCUAAAAAAAAGUUUUAUAAGCUCUAAACCAGGCCUUACCAGCUGUAUUUGUCCAAAUCCUGGUUAAUUUGACUCUAAUAUGCAAAGGAAUCAAAUAUUACUGGUAAGAAAUUAUAAUUCAUUUAUUUAGAUUUUGAUUUAGAUGAAUAAAUUUGCACAAAUGCCUACUUUUCCAUCAAGUAAAAAGUUAUUUUCCAAAUACAUAUAUGUAUGUACAGCGAUAUUUGUUUCCAGAAAUAGUGUACGUGGAAACAAAAUCAGAAUCGUGUUUUUGUCAAUUUCAUACCUUUUAGUGUAAACGACAACGCCAAACACAAGCAAUUCUUUCAGUAUUUGAUUAAAGUAAAAUGUAAUCCAUUGUUUUAAUUUGGGACUUUUGAUUGUCAUAUGAUUUUUCAGACUCAAUCCUGUUCAUAGAACUUAUAAAUCUGUAUCUGUAUAGAAUAUUUGUAUGCAUCUAGAUUGACUGAAAUGGAUUGUUGCGACUGAUCACGGUUGACAUAGAUGGGGCAAGGCCAGUUUAUAACAUAUAAUGAAAGAUUUUCGGUAAAGGAAUUAUACAUGUAGCCCCCUUCGUCAAUCUGGACUUUGUUUUGUUGUAAUCAAACUGCCUUAGUUUUGUGAUCUAGCACCACAUCGCCACCAGAUCGGGAUGGUGGUAUGUUCUUGUUUGUUGUUGUUGUUUUAUUAUUAUUUUGACUUUGUUUUUGGUUAACUUUAAUUUAUGCCCCGAUGCAGCAUAUGUAGAUCCUUAUUGCUCGAGGGUUAAUGUUGAUUUGCUGAACCACGGACAAACUUUAGAACUCUAGAAAUAAUCAAACAUCUCCGACUCAUCAUCAGGAGCUGUUGUCGUAACAUUAUACGAUCAAUCAUUGUUUGUCUUAUGUUAUAUGUACAAUUUGAGAAUCCUUUGAUUUUUGUAAGAUAUUUACUAAUAUAUGAUUUAUCUAUUA
This is a messenger RNA of Ostrea edulis (European flat oyster), 4243 nucleotides long. RefSeq names its product ankyrin-3-like. The record is from RefSeq and is a predicted model, not a curated record. Lineage: Eukaryota; Metazoa; Mollusca; Bivalvia; Ostreida; Ostreidae. The coding region runs from base 666 to 2768 and encodes 700 amino acids. Gene Ontology annotation, molecular function: protein binding. The transcript is spliced from 9 exons.